Molecule: messenger RNA, 612 nt
Organism: Rhipicephalus sanguineus (brown dog tick)
Lineage: Eukaryota; Metazoa; Arthropoda; Arachnida; Ixodida; Ixodidae
Product: cytochrome c oxidase subunit 5B, mitochondrial
Exons: 4
Coding region: 63-440 (125 amino acids)
Biological process (GO): mitochondrial electron transport, cytochrome c to oxygen
Cellular component (GO): mitochondrial envelope
Source: RefSeq, a predicted model, not a curated record
AUUUUCUGCAGUCCUGCGUUCUCCUUCAAGCAUCGCACACGGUGAACUUCACGAAGGCAAGGAUGGCUGCAGCGGUUGUUGUUGGAAGGUCACUCCUACGAAGUGCACGGCAAACCGUUUGCAUCAAUGCAGUGCGGUUCAAAUCCGAGGAAAAACCACGUUUGUACAGCGGGAUGGAGUACGCCACAGGCCGUGAAAGACAGGAACUCCUAGCGAUGGCAGCAGGAAACGAUGAUCCAUUUGAUAUGAAGGUCUUCAAGAGGGGCCCGGGCACCAAGGACAACCCAAACCUGAUUCCAUCCCACUUAGAGAAACGAAUGAUCGGUUGCAUUUGUGAAGAGGAUCAGACCCACAUCAACUGGAUGUGGCUUCACCGAGGGGACCCAAAGCGUUGCGAGUGUGGAUACUGGUUCAAGAUUGUGGACGCGAAACCAUUGUAGCGAGCACUAUGCCAGGCCUAGUCCAGUUAUAGACCUCACAUUUUUUUCUUAAAAAGCAGAAACACAACGCAAUAUAGGAGUAUCCGGCAGCGCAGCUUGCAAAUACAGCACAAUGUCCGUUUUGUUUCCCCUUGGCAAGAAAUAAAAAAAAAAGGCCAGAAGUUUCAUCUGU